Sander lucioperca (pikeperch) is the source of this 715-nucleotide messenger RNA. RefSeq names its product mitochondrial chaperone BCS1-like. The record is from RefSeq and is a predicted model, not a curated record. The transcript is spliced from 3 exons. The coding region runs from base 386 to 715 and encodes 109 amino acids. NCBI's taxonomy places the organism in Eukaryota, Metazoa, Chordata, Actinopteri, Perciformes, Percidae.
UACAGUAAAAUGCACAAACUAUGUUAUCCACCAACAUAUUUAUCUAAGUUAUUUGUCAUCUUUGCAUGCGAGCAAAAAUGAUGCUAAGAUAACACUAACAGGGAAGAGGAACGAAUGUUUGAGGGAAGGCGAACAGUCGGAAUGAUAUUUGUCAAACACAGGAAGUGUAGUAGAGGUCGCUGCCACACACGUCAACACAUCCAUACAUUGCACGCAUUACUAUUUUAGUUGGUUGAACAGUGCUGUUUAGAAAGCAACGGUGUACACUGGAACAGAUAGCCUCCAAGACAGCGGCAUGAGAUGGAGACAUUGAAGGUCUUUGCUCCUACAAAGUGUUCCAACAAUAUAGUCUGAUUCCACUGGUGAGUGUGCAGAUAGCAGCAACAUGCCCCUGUCAGACUUUCUGGAUGGCCUGAAGGACAACCCAUACUUUGGGGCUGGCUUUGGACUGGUUGGGGUUGGGACGGCGUUGGCCGUGGCCAGGAAAGGUGCCCAGGUGGGAAUGAUCUUCUUCCGCAGGAACUACAUGAUCACUCUGGAAGUCCCCAGCAGGGAUAAGAGCUACCACUGGCUGCUGAGCUGGAUCACCAAACACGCCAAGCACACUCAGCACCUGAGCGUGGAGACCUCCUACCUGGCACAUGAGACACAGUUUGACUUCCACCCAAGCCCUGGGAACCACAUCAUGUGGGCUUUGUAUGUGGAGGACCAGUAA